Molecule: messenger RNA, 2094 nt
Organism: Exophiala mesophila
Lineage: Eukaryota; Fungi; Ascomycota; Eurotiomycetes; Chaetothyriales; Herpotrichiellaceae
Exons: 11
Coding region: 236-1240 (334 amino acids)
Molecular function (GO): methyltransferase activity
Source: RefSeq, a predicted model, not a curated record
CUUCCGCUCUGUUCAUUCAUGCCAUCUCAUCUCCCUUCCACGUUGUUAUUAGUCACCUCCCCUAACAGUUGGGACUUUGUGGGACUUUGUGGUUUUCUCUUUAUGUACCUGGAACUCUAGCAAGCGUCUCACUGUCUCUUCGCCGCAAUCCAUCACCCACAGGCUGAAACUCGCUGUUCUCUGUUUACAUUUGCAUUUGCAUUUGCCCUCCAAAAAGUCCCCAGUCACUGUAAUCAUGCAAGAAUCCUCGGAAGACACAACUCGUCAAAGCCCAAUGGAGGCAGACCCUGAGGAGGACCCUACCCUGGGCAUGGAUGAUGACGCUAUGUCCACUGCAUCAUUGACUUCAAGUAUACGUGCCUUUGAGAUGGAAAAUGGAAGAACAUACCACGCCCUCAGUGCAGGAAAGUACAUCCUACCCAACGACGAGGCCGAGAAUGAAAGACUUGACAUGCAACAUGCCCACUUCGUCGCUACUUUCAACGGAAGGACGCACUUCUCCCCUGGUGCCGAGACUGCUCAAAGGGUCCUCGAUGUUGGCACAGGAACCGGUAUAUGGGCCAUCCAGUUCGCUGAUGAACACCCGGCCGCACAGGUCACUGGCGUCGACCUGAGUCCCAUCCAACCCGACUUUUUACCACCCAAUUGUUCAUUUGAAAUGGAUGAUAUCGAACAAGCUUGGACGUGGACCUACCCGUUUGACUAUAUUUUCUCGAGAAUGAUGGUGGGCAGCUUCGCUGACUGGGAUGGCUUUGUUGCCAAAGCAUACGAAAACCUGGCUCCUGGCGGAUGGCUUGAACUUCAAGAUUGCAUCUUUCCACUGGGAACAGACGAUGGCACCUUUCACGAGGGCCAGCCAAUCCACGAAUGGUCCUCCCUUCUUCUCUCAGCGAGUGAAAAGUUCGGGCGAUCCCUUGGCGCCGCUGCUCACCAUCCCGAUCGUCUAGCUGCAGCUGGCUUUAUGAACAUAACAAUCCGACACUACAAAUGGCCCACCAAUCGUUGGCCGAAGGACAAGAGGCACAAGCUCGUGGGCCUGUGGACGCUGGCCAACAUUGGUGGUGGGUUGGAAGGCCUCAGCAUGGCCUUGCUGUCCAGAGGUCAUGGUUGGAGCAGAGAACAAGUCCUAGCCUACCUCACCGAUAUUCGAAAAGACCUGCACAAUACCGCCAUUCAUGCAUAUUGGCCUAUCAUUGUCGUAUGUGGCCAAAAGCCAAAAUCGUCGUCCUCUCCCAGAUGAGAGUCAUCAUCCGCCGUCUGAGGUGAAAAUGGCGAUAACCACUUACCUGCGCAGAUCCAAGGAGGAAGUCAUGUGUCUUCCUCGAUCAUCCUAUCCGCCUUUGAGCCAUGGUCCGAGCCAGACGCAGAGCUGAACCUAGAUCAUCCUCCAAGUCAGAACCGACAUCCAAUCCAGGGUCUAAGUGACUCUAGAUCAACUCGGUCGCGCCGAGUCAUGAAACCACGGUGUCACGAGUCUUACGAACUGUCGACAUGUGACAAUUCAUCCUCAUCAAUGACACAAGGCUAUUGGAGCCUUCAUGAACGGCUCUUAUUAUAGUGUACAGCAGGCUCUCCGUCGUUUAUAUCGCCGCCAGGGCAUACCUGCACGAUGGAUACCAUGAAAGAUCGACUCUCCAAAUAAUGAUCCUCACCCGCGUCCCAACAGAGGAGGAAGAGUACAUCUUCAAAAUUUAGAGAACAUUCUGAAAAGAGAGGAGAGGAGGAAACAGCCUCAGGAGAGAUGCCUGUGCGUCAUUGCUGGAGUGCCCUCAAAGGCUUUGAUUGAAGGCGCUGUAUCAUCGAAGCAAGUCAAGCCUGCUCACGAACUGAACCUUGCCCCUGCACUAGUAUCGUCCAUGUCAUGUUCGCAGUACGAGGAUGUUCUCUCCUACACCUAUAAGGACCACGAGCCAUAUAUCAGGGUGAUCAACAAAUCAAAGAUGAUCUAGUCCAUAGAGAUGCACACUUUCAAUGAAUGAUGGCCAGGAGAGGGUUGUCACCGACUCACCAUGUUUACAUCCUCGUCCCGACUUGGGCUUAACAAGCACACACGAUUGUACUGCUUCUACUGCUUCUACUGCUUUUAUACUGAGA